This is a messenger RNA of Acanthosepion pharaonis, 1215 nucleotides long. NCBI's taxonomy places the organism in Eukaryota, Metazoa, Mollusca, Cephalopoda, Sepiida, Sepiidae. The record is from the annotation of a GenBank genome assembly.
AUGGUAACAUCUAUCUAUCUAUCUAUCUAUCUAUCUAUCUAUUUCUCUAUCUAUUUAAGUGUAUUCACAUUUCUUUCUAAGUCUGUUCAUAUCUAUCUAUCUAUCUAUCUAUCUAUCUAUCUAUCUAUCUGUGUUUCUCAUACUGUUCAUAUCUAUCUACCUAAUUUCAGAAUAUGCUUCAUUUCUUGUUUUGUUCUUUCUUUCUUUCUUUCUUUCUUUCUUUCUUUCUUUCUAACCAACAACAUUUGUUCCGCCCAUCGAUAUAUCUCUCUUUCUCUUCUUCUCUCUCUCUCCCUCUCUCUGUUACUUCAUUAUUACUUAAUUUUUCAGUGCUCCUUAUGUGACAUAUUUCUUUCUUAUUUCACUAUCUUUAUUUCCCCCCUCACUCUUUCUCUCCUUUACUCUCUAUUUUUCUACUGUCAUUUUAUUUCUUACUCUCGCUCUCUCUCUCCCUCAUUCUCUGUUAAUUCACUAUUACCUACUUUCUCACUUUUUCUCUCUCACAGUCUAAGUUACCUCACUAUCACUUUUUCAUUCCCUCCUUCUCUCACUCCCUUGUUAAUUUCUUUCUGUCUCUCUCUUUCUCACUCUCGAUCUGACCUUCACUCUCUCCCUAACUAUCUGUUAUUUCACUAUCACUGCUUUUCUCACUAUCAUUCUCUGGUACUUCUCUAUUUCUUUCUUUAUCACUCUCUCUCUCUCUCUCUCUCUCUCUCUCUCUCUCUCACUUUUUCAUUUCUUAAUCACUCUAUUUCUAUUAACUUUCUUUUCACGCUCUCCCUCGCUCUCGUUUUCUAUCGUUUGCUUUUCUUUCUUUGUUAUUUUUCUUCGUUUCUUUUUUUCUUCUUUUCCUACAUUUUCUGUCUAUACUUUUUUCUUCUGAUUAUUUUCUUCAGUUUUCUUUUCUUUUGCCCGACCUCCCCAUUUUCUCUUUUUUUUUUUAUUCUUCUUCUCUUUCUUCCAUUAUCUGAUUUUAGUAUUAACCUUCCGGAGUUUCCUCUUUUAUUAUUUUUUCUUUUUUUUACUUUCUUUUUUGCCCUUCUUACACUCAAUACUUCAUCUUUUCUGUCUUUCUUAGUUUCCUUUAUCCACUCAUAUUCUCUUCUUCUUUUCCUUUUUUUUCUCAAUAACGACUUUUAUUUCCUGCUGAACGCGCGAAAAUAUAUUGUUUGUUUAUCAUUACUCGGCGACUGUGAAAAACGCCAAUUAGAAUAA